UUACUCAGACGAACCAGUGAACUGCUCACUAAAUAGUCUCAGAGCAGUUCUGGAGAUGUUGUUCACGCAUUUUUAUGUCAGACGCUUAAAUCACCGGGAGCCUCACGUGCGUCUGCACCAUUCAUUCAUAAAGAGACACGCAGAACAUGCACGAUUCAUAUUUAAAUGGUAUUUUGCGGUGUAAUAUUUACAGAAACUAGUCCACAUCGCGAUUUGUUUAAAGUGUAAUGACCGACCUAUGAUUAAUUCAUUCAAACUAUGACAAAUUCCGUGAAUUCAUGGGAAAUCAUACGGCUACAAAACAUUCGGGGCUAAAGAGAAAUCUUUCUGGGCUCGAGCCCCGAAUGAUUAGCCCUAACGACGCCCCUGUGUUCACAUGAUAUAAGGGGUCACUGGCGGGAUGAAAGACUCCCUUUCCUACGGUUUAUAGCGGUAACCAUGAUUAUCUGCGUUAUUUUCACAUUAACCAUGGUUACUAUGGUAUAUAUUGUAUUGAUCUCCUCCUACAAAAGUCUUUUGUAGGCUCUACUGUUGUUCGAACAGUUAUAUUUGAUCGGAACUCUUGUGUUGUUGUGUUUUCUUGACGGUCUCAUUUGAGCGACGCACCGCUGGAGACGCGCGUGCAGAUGAAUUCGUUUCGGCGAUUUAAAUGAACAGUUCACCUUCAUUAAUGUGAUCGAUAUCAUUAACGGCAUUUACUGAAUCAUAUGUGAAUGUGCUCAGGAUGGAAAACGAUAUACUCGACAUCCUGGAUCAGGUUGGGUAUGACGGGCCGCUGGCGGAGGAGGCGUGUCUGCUGGCGGCGUGUGGGCGGGGCUUCAGCUCAUCUGAAUAUGUCAGUCUGGUGUCGUGGCUCUCGUCCAGACUCACAAACGUCGCUGACUCGCACACACGGGAGCCGCUCGUCACAGAUCCAGACAGAUGCAUGCUGGACGCAAGCAGACUGCUGAAGGACUUGUGCUGUCCGUACGAAGGACUGGCGUCACGAUUAGCAAACGGAGACGUGAAGGACACCAAGGAGCAUCUGAAGAUCAUCUUGUUUUUGGCGUCGGAGCUUCAAGCUGCGGAGAUCGUGGCCAGUAAACCGGCGACUGACGCGGAGGAGCUGGACGCGUCUCUUCAGGAUCUCAGAGUCAUAUAUGAAACGCUGAAGCUGCCAGAUCCAGCCGGACGAGACGCCAGAGACACGUUUACUGCCGUCCAGCAGCAGGUGGAUGUUUUACUCAAGCAGCUUCCAGAAACACAUGUCGGAGAUCCCGCAUUCAAGAGCUCCCUCCAUUCGGAACAAUGGAGAGAGCUGGAGAAGAUCAACAGCGUUCUGUCAGCGGAGUACGAGUGUCGGCGGCGUAUGCUGAUCAAACGCCUCGAUGUGACCAUACAGUCCUUCAGCUGGUCGGACAGAGCCAAGGUGAAAAUUGACAGGAUGGCCAGAGUAUAUCAGCCAAAGCGGUAUUGUUUGUCGCUGCGGGCAUCGGUGAGUGUGGCUCAUCUGCUUGCCGCACGUCAGGACGUCUGCUAUAUUGUGAAGACCAGCAGCGGCUCGUGCCGAGAGAAAACCAGCUGUGCAAUAAACAAAAUCCUGAUGGGACGGGUUCCUGACCGGGGCGGACGGCCAUCUGAGAUCGAUGCGCCUCUUCCUGAGAUGCCCGCAUGGCAGAAGAGAUCUGAUGGAGGAGGCAGAGGAGGAGGAGCGGGAUACGGUGGGAAUCGGGGUGCGGGCGGAUGGAGAGGCGGCUGGCGCUCGGGAGGAGAUGGAUGGAGAGCAGGCCGAUGGAGUAGAGGAGGCCGAGGAGGACAGUACUACCACUGACAGAGUCAUGAUGGACAUAUCAGAGACUCAGACUGUUAUUUCCUCUUGGGGAAAUUAAUUUUUAAAAAGCCUGUAGUAGUUUGUUUCAUUUCACUUUUUAACUUCUACAUGACCAGCCUGAGACAUCAUGAAGGCAUCAUGCAUUGCUUCAAAAGCCUGCUGAAAGCAAUGAAUAAUAAAGCCAUGGAAAAAAACGCUUUAUGAAAUAUGUGACAUUUGACCUUUUUUUUCCAUCAUCGUUCAUCAAACUGUGGCAUGAAGCAGGUUUAGUGGCUCCCCGGGUAAGUGAGCCAAUCCUGGAUUCUCUGAGUUUGUGUUCCCAAGGUCCUGAUCCAUGAAUGUGUUUUUUACAGGUUUCCAUUAUGUGUUGUAUAAAGCUGGGGAUCAGAUAUAAUUCCUUUAUAGAGAUGUCUCUGCUGCACAGAAAAAUCAUAUAAGAGAUUGACAAACUCAGAAUUUCACUGUAAUUUUGUUUUUCGCAGCCUUUUAAAUCACAUAUUAAAAGGUGUCUAUGUAUUUUGUUUGUAUAUGUGUGAUACUAAUCUGUGUGCAGCGUGGGGUAUUUUGUAAUAACAAGAUCAAUUUUUGACAGAAUACAUUAAAAUACUGCUUAAA
Labeo rohita (rohu) is the source of this 2425-nucleotide messenger RNA. It is a transcript of the gene tslig3b, whose product is annotated as family with sequence similarity 98 member B. Gene Ontology annotation, cellular component: tRNA-splicing ligase complex. Lineage: Eukaryota; Metazoa; Chordata; Actinopteri; Cypriniformes; Cyprinidae. The record is from RefSeq and is a predicted model, not a curated record. The transcript is spliced from 8 exons. The coding region runs from base 725 to 1810 and encodes 361 amino acids.